CCGUUACUGUAGCUCCCUUCACAUGCGUUUCAAAAGUUUAGCCAGUUAGCUACACGCUCUGUCCUAGCUACCUUCCUUCCUUUUAGUGUUUAAGUGAUUGUUUUUCACGAUUUUUGAUUCCGCUUUUACUUCUCCUUCGUUGUAACGUAAGGUGAAAUAUCUGCUGUCUGAUUAUUUCAUCUUGUGAAAGAACAAGAAUGGCUGUGUUUGGGGGUUUGUUCAGGACUGGAGUAUCCCUCGGUCAGUCCUCGCUACUGUUAUGCACGAGACAGUUCGCUACAGGAACAUGUUUGUGUGUGCGAAUGCAUGCCAUUCCAAAGCUGAAAAAUGUGGACCGGUGGACAGAGAAGCGGAGUAUGUUCGGUGUGUACGAUAACAUAGGGAUUUUGGGUGACUUUAAAGCCCAUCCCAAAGAUUUGAUCACUGGUCCUGUCUGGCUCCGGGGUUUCCGUGGCCAUGAACUGCAGCGUCUCACCAGGAAAAAGCAAAUGGUGGGUGACCGAAUGAUGCUGCAAGACCGGCACAAUCUGGCGAAGAGAAUCAGCUUCCUGUACCGCCGGUUUAACCGCUACGGCAAACGCAGAUAAAUGCUGGCAGAAGGCACAACCUUUUGCACGCUGCUGUUUCCUUUAGAGUUGAAAAAUAGUAAAUUGUCAACCAUA
Molecule: messenger RNA, 662 nt
Organism: Electrophorus electricus (electric eel)
Lineage: Eukaryota; Metazoa; Chordata; Actinopteri; Gymnotiformes; Gymnotidae
Gene: mrpl51
Product: mitochondrial ribosomal protein L51
Biological process (GO): translation
Cellular component (GO): mitochondrial large ribosomal subunit
Molecular function (GO): structural constituent of ribosome
Source: RefSeq, a predicted model, not a curated record